AUUGUAGUUGAUUAAGAUUACAAUCCAGUGAAGUCACCCAUUACAUCAAGACUAAGAUCAAGUGGCGAGACAGGCGUUGCUGGCAGAGUGGCUGACCGAGGUGGCGGGACGUCAUUGGCUCAGCAGGCAGCUCGUCAAAACACCGGGAACAUGGUUGGACUGGAAUCUAUGUCAAGAUAUGUGUCCCCGGUGAAUCCGGCCAUCUAUCCCCACCUCACCCUGGUGCUGAUGAGCAUCGGGGUGUUCUUCACGGCCUGGUUCUUUGUUUAUGAAGUCACAUCCACAAAGCUCACCCGUGACUUCUUUAAGGAAUGUCUGAUAGCACUUGUAGCUUCAGUAUUCAUGGGAUUUGGAAUACUGUUCCUGCUGCUGUGGGUUGGAAUAUAUGUAUGAGAGAUGAGAGGCUCCUCAGAUGUGUGUGUGUGGUGUGAGUAAGAUUGAGGCAUUCCAACAUUUGUAUACAGAGUAAAGGACUGAAUCUAUAAA
Molecule: messenger RNA, 486 nt
Organism: Portunus trituberculatus (swimming crab)
Lineage: Eukaryota; Metazoa; Arthropoda; Malacostraca; Decapoda; Portunidae
Gene: kud
Product: transmembrane protein 258-like
Exons: 4
Coding region: 151-393 (80 amino acids)
Biological process (GO): protein N-linked glycosylation
Cellular component (GO): membrane-bounded organelle
Source: RefSeq, a predicted model, not a curated record